This is a messenger RNA of Dendrobium catenatum, 618 nucleotides long. RefSeq names its product NAC domain-containing protein 90. The record is from RefSeq and is a predicted model, not a curated record. The coding region runs from base 1 to 618 and encodes 205 amino acids. Gene Ontology annotation, molecular function: DNA binding. The transcript is spliced from 3 exons. Gene Ontology annotation, biological process: regulation of DNA-templated transcription. NCBI's taxonomy places the organism in Eukaryota, Viridiplantae, Streptophyta, Magnoliopsida, Asparagales, Orchidaceae.
AUGAGCAGCUUUCAGCUUCCAGGCUUCCGUUUCUACCCAACUGAAGAAGAGCUUCUCUCCUUCUACCUCCAUAAUAAGCUCAAUAACUUGCGCAGUGAUAUGGAACGCGUUAUUCCUGUGGCCGAUGUGUUCUCCCACGAGCCAUGGCAACUCCCUGAGCUAUCAGGAGAGCCAUGCGUUCAAGACAAGGAGCAAUGGUUCUUCUUUUGCCCACAACAGGAGAGAGAAGCCAGUGGUGGCCGGCCUAGCAGGACCACCACCACCGGCUACUGGAAAGCCACCGGUUCGCCCAUUCCAAUAUAUUCCUCCACUAAGCAUCGACUCGGAAUGAAGAAGACCAUGGUCUUCUACAACGGUCGGGCUCCAACGGGCGAAAAGACCAAGUGGAAAAUGAACGAGUAUCGCUUGUUCGAUGACCAUGCCACCACCUCGACCGCUGCCGCCGCCGCCUCCGCGCUUCGAGCUGAAUUCAGCUUGUGCCGGUUGUACACUGGAUCAGGCAGCCUGAGAUCCUUCGACCGCCGGCCUCCGGCGACCGACGACCCGGCGAGUACAAGCGAGUUGAGGUUGCCGGAGGGCGGAGCUACUGAAUUGGGGAAGAAACCAAGAUUGGUCUGA